This is a messenger RNA of Ziziphus jujuba (common jujube), 1013 nucleotides long. Its product is annotated as salicylic acid-binding protein 2. Gene Ontology annotation, biological process: salicylic acid metabolic process; jasmonic acid metabolic process. NCBI's taxonomy places the organism in Eukaryota, Viridiplantae, Streptophyta, Magnoliopsida, Rosales, Rhamnaceae. The record is from RefSeq and is a predicted model, not a curated record. Gene Ontology annotation, molecular function: methyl jasmonate esterase activity; methyl indole-3-acetate esterase activity; methyl salicylate esterase activity. Bases 14 to 844 code for a protein of 276 amino acids. The transcript has 3 exons.
AUAAUAACAAUUCAUGAGUAGCCAAAUCAAGGGGGGGAAAAGAAAAAAAAUGGCACCACAUGAUGAAGAAAAAAAACAUUUCGUUUUAGUUCACGGGGCUUGCCAUGGAGCUUGGUGUUGGUACAAGCUCAAACCCCGCCUGGAAUCCUCAGGCCACCGAGUAACGGCCUUAGACCUUUCUGCUUCAGGCAUCAACAUGAAAUCCAUCGAAGACGUACACACCAUGGCCGAUUACUCUCGGCCUCUGCUUGAUUUUAUGGACUUGCUUCCUCCAAAUGACAAAGUCAUACUUGUAGGCCAUAGCCAAGGAGGCAUCAAUUUGGCCCUUGCCAUGGACAAGUUUCCCAACAAGGUUUCUGUUGCUGUCUUUUUAUCUGCCUUUAUGCCUGAUACACUUCACCAACCUUCAUAUGUUCUAGAGCAGUACGAGGAGAGGAUGCCAAAAGAUGGAUGGUUGGAUACCCAAUUUGCCUCCUAUGGAAGCGAUCAAAACCUUACAACUUCUAUGCUUUUUGGUCCAAAGUUCUUGUCUUCCAAACUCUACCAACUUUCCCCCAUUGAAGAUCUUGAACUGGCUAAGAGCUUGUUAAGGACUGGAUCACUAUUUGUUGAAGACUUAUCCAAGGCAAAGAAAUUCUCGGACCAUGGAUACGGGUCGGUUACUCGGGUUUAUGUUCUGAACCAUGAAGAUAAAGCAAUACCAGAGGAAUUUCAGCGCUGGAUGAUUGACGUCAGUGGGUUGAGAAAUGUGGUGGAGAUUAGUGGUGCAGAUCAUAUGGCAAUGCUUUCUAAACCCCAAGAAGUUUGCCAUACUUUAUUGGAGAUUGCACAUAAAUACAGUUGAAGUAUAUUUCUAUGCACCAACGAUUUUUAUGGAAACGAAACAACCUUUAAAUAUAUGCACCAACCUUCAUAUGUGUAUGCAUGUGCGCCGGCAUACAGAAUUAAAACUUGUAUGUAUACUAUUGUCCACAUAAUUUAAUUUAUGAAAACAAAUAAAGUAAUUUGAUUAA